UUAACUAAAACGUUUCCUAUAUAUUUUGUUUUAAAUUUAUAUAAGAAAAUUAUAUGUUAUAAUAAAAUUUUCAUGUUAGUAGAUUUAAAAAAUCCCAAUCAUAAAAUUAUUAAAUCAAAAUAUAAAGAUUUAUUUAUUAAAGAACAUUCCUGUCAUCAUAUAAAAACAAGAUACAUUUCACGUCCUAGUUGUAUGUAUGCGAUAUGUGAAAAAGAAAAUGAAGAUUAUGUGUUGUGUUCUGAUGCGAAUUAUAGUGGAAAAUUAAUAUUUUUGUAUAGUGCUAAUCAAAAAUAUAAAAAAUUUAUGUAUCUUCCAGAAAGAUGCUUAACAAGAGAUUCUAAUUUGGAGUGUGUUUCAUAUUUUUGCGAAACCUAUGCUAAAGAUAAAUUUUUUCCAUGUGAACAUAAAGAAAUUAGUGUUAUAAAAGAUAUCAUGCCAUAUACAAGGAGGUCAGAAGUUAUGCCAGUAAAGCAGCAGAUUGUUCAUCAUGAAGAUAAUUUGAGUGCAUCUGCACUCUUUGCAAUGACUCUUAUGCCUUUUUUAAUUCUUUUCUUUUUUUUUUGGUGCUAUAUAUAUAAGAAUUUUAAAAAGAGGAGGAGAAGUAAGUUAUUUAUAAAAUAUUUGAAAAAAGAAUUAUUGGAAUCAAAUCCAGAGAGAGGAAAUUUUGAAGGAAAAAAUGGCUGCACACAAAGGUUAGAAAAAGUACUGCUGUGA
Molecule: messenger RNA, 714 nt
Organism: Plasmodium gallinaceum
Lineage: Eukaryota; Apicomplexa; Aconoidasida; Haemosporida; Plasmodiidae
Product: fam-e protein
Exons: 1
Source: RefSeq, a predicted model, not a curated record